Messenger RNA from Cryptococcus deneoformans JEC21, 1775 nucleotides. RefSeq names its product aminopeptidase, putative. Lineage: Eukaryota; Fungi; Basidiomycota; Tremellomycetes; Tremellales; Cryptococcaceae. The transcript has 5 exons. The coding region runs from base 20 to 1570 and encodes 516 amino acids. The record is from RefSeq and is a predicted model, not a curated record. Gene Ontology annotation, molecular function: metalloexopeptidase activity. Gene Ontology annotation, biological process: proteolysis.
UUCUCCACUCCUCCCCAUCAUGGCCUCUCUCCUUCUGCCCCUAUUUUUCCACCUUUUGUCAUCCCUCGCCGAAACCGCAGCCGCAGGGGCCACCCCCUCAUCUUCUCCAGCUCUCUUUGUUUCGUCUGACCCCCCUGCGCACGACACCGCAGGUUGCCUCAAAACAUCCUAUUAUGGCACAUAUGGAGGAGCACCGAAGGAGCAGGAUCAUAUAUAUCUUCCUACCGCCGAGUGUCUUCUCACCGUAUCAGCCUUGGACGCUGUCACAUCAGGCUCUAUCGUUUCAGUGAAUGAUUUGAUGCUUGGUGAUGGUGACCGCCUGGUCUGGGUUGGCCGCUCUGGUGUAUCGCACAAAGAUAGUCAAGUCGUACCUCUCAUAGAGGAAAGCUGGAACUUAAUCUCUAGCCACUCACGUGAUAUCGUUUCGGAGAGUAAUAGCAGAGGUGUGGGAUAUGGCACCCAGCAUGUUCUCCAAAAGGCAAACGAGCUGCAUCACAUUCGUCCAAUCACACUGGUCCAUCAAACGGAACACUCGCUGCUUGUCAACGUUCCAUCAUCUUUUCUGCCAAUUUUUGACACUCUGCUUCCCCCUCAUCUGGUCCCCGUUGCGCUCCCAAUCGCUCCGUUACCUAUAUCAGUUUCAGGAUGGCAAUCUGUCCCCAAGAAAUUUGCCAAGCACCUUGCGAAUAUCACCGAGCAUCUGAGCUUUUCACCGGAGUUAGACAGAAUCGUGUCUGAAGGCAUCAGGUUGAAUCAGAUAAGGAGAGACGUUAGAUGGCUGACUGGGGAGGCACCCAGCGGGAUUGAGUCAAGGCACAGCUUCACUUCUGGGGCUGUUAAAGCCGCCCAGUGGAUAUCAUCCCAGGUAGAAAGCACGGGCGCUGAUUGCUCUUUACAGUAUUUCCUCUCUGGUUUUGCUCCCAAUGUCAUCUGUCACUACCCAUCCACCCUCAAUUCCACGGAGCGUGUCAUAUUCUCCGCCCAUUAUGAUUCUCGCGGUUCUUUUGGUUCUACUCGAGCUCCUGGUGGCGAUGAUGAUGGUUCUGGCACAGGUCAUCUCUUGAGCCUCGCUCGCGCGAUCAGUAAUCAGGGGAUUGUGUUUGAGAAAGCAGUAACCCUUGCCUUUUUCGCUGGAGAAGAGCAAGGACUGCUCGGUAGUCACGCUUAUGCGGAGUACUUAAAUUCCCAAAACGCGACGGUCCUACUGCAAGUUCAAGCUGACAUGCUCGGCUAUCAUGCCCCUGGCGAACCUUUGCAGCUGGGUUUACCAGAAACUAUACACCUUCCUGAAGCAAGCUAUUUGAUUGGUAACCUUUCCCAACUCUAUUCUCCAGAGCUUGUUGUUGGGAAGACUGCAGCAUGCUGCUCCGAUCACCAAAGCUUCGUUACCUACGGCUUCCCCGCCACACAAGUUUUCGAGCGCAAUGGCCCCAUUGUGGACCCAAUGUACCAUAAUUCCGGGGAUGUCUCUCAAAGGGAGGGAUAUGAUUUUGAACAAAUUGUAUCUAUCGCAAAGGUUACACUGUCAGCAUUGCUUACCGUGGCUGGGUAUAAAAGAGUGCCAGUUUAGUUGCGUAGCAGUGUAUAAAUCAUUCAGAAGACUCUUUUCCUUCAGAGUAUAUUUCGUACGACUGUGCAAACUGUUCUCUCUGAAUAUUCGUAAAGGGAUGAUGAUUAGAUAACAGACAUGAAUUUCGUUAUUUUAUGUUCUUGGUUAAUUUUCUUCUCCCUUUUGUUGGAGUUGCACAUUUCAAACCCUUGUAUGCAUUACUAUG